UCUACCCCGUCGUUUCACGCACACGGAGCUGCUGUUGUUUAUUCACACAAAUCAUCCCCCACUCCACUCACACCUUUCACCACCGCCUUCUUCAAAUACAUGAACCCCACAAACUACAGCUAUAAAUUAUGGCAUACAUAAUUUCUCUUUCAUAAAAAAUGUGUUGCUUCUCCUCUUCAUUUACUUCACCAUUUCACCCAACGACUUUUAGAUACAAUAGCAAUUGCAUAUAUUAAACGCUAUUUUUUUCUGGAAGGAUCCGGAGGUUGUCUCCCCUCAGGUACUCUAGGAAUGAAAAAGACAUCGUAUUACAAUGCUGUGGCCCAAGUGCAUGAUCAGUGGCCUAUUAAGAAAGCACUCACACUUUCUGAUGUAGAUAUCACCCACCCAUUUCUCACAUUGUCUCGGCAACAAGUUGAAACUCAUAUAGUUGUGUAUAUGUCUCCUGAACAGAAUGAACAAUUAAGGGCUGAUGGCCAAGUAAGUUUAAAUGCCCAAGAUGAUGACACUGGCGAAAUGCAUGCCAUGAAAUUGAAGUGGCGAGGGAGCUAUUAUAAUCUCAUUGGAAAGUGGGGAAAAAUUGUACGUGGUAAGGGACUUGAUGUUGGGCAAGAAAUUCAACUACGGUGGAUUGGAGGGUGCUUACACUUCUCAGUUCCGCAGCAUCAGGUUGUUGUAGUACCACCAGUUCGACCAGUUGCAGCUCCCUUGGUGCAUGACCACUGGCCUAUUAAGAAGGUCCUGACAUUGUCUGAUGUGGAUAUCAAUCAUCCGUUUCUUCUGUUGCCUCGUCGUUCAGUUGAAGAUCAUAUUCUUGCACAUUGGGUGCCACAAGAACGAGAAAGAUUAAGAAAGGAAGAACAGGUGGAUAUAAAUGCCUGUGAUUAUGAUACGGGUGAUAUGCAUGUGAUGAAAUUGAAGUGGCGAGGGAAUUACUACAACCUCAUUGGGAAAUGGGCAAAUAUAGUUCGACAGAAAGGACUUGGUGUUGGCAAGGAGAUCAGAUUACGCUGGUCUAAUAAAUGUUUAUACUUUUCUGUUCUGCAGGAGCAUUAUGUUCCAACACCAUCAGCACGGGAUAAUUGGCCUAUCAAGAAGGCACUCACAUUAUCUGAUGUUGAUACCAAUCAUCCAUUCCUUACUUUGCCAGGCAAAGCAGUCGAAGAUCAUAUACUCUUUUACUGGACAGAGCAAGGUCGGGAACAGUUAAGAAAUGAACGUCAAAUUAGUCUUAAUGCUAGGGACAAUGACACAGGUGACCUGUACGUGAUGAAGUUGAAAUGGCGUGGAAGUUAUUAUAAUCUUAUUGGGAAAUGGGGUAAAAUCAUUAGAGAGAAGAGGCUCCAUGUAGGAACAGAGAUCAAAUUGCGUUGGGACAGUGGAUGCUUAAUCUUUUCAGUUCCCAAUGAUAGGGUUGUUUGAUGUAUAGAUAGGUCCAAGAUACACCAAAGUAAUUAUGGUUUCCGAAUUGUUAUUCAAAUUUGAUACAUGAAUUUUCAUUUUAUAAGGUUAAUUUUCUAAUGCUUCUUCUGCUCUUAUUUAUUAUGACGACAAGAAUUGGCCUGUGAGAACCUAAUAAUUUGUGUGUGAAUAACUGGUUCAUGGGACUUGCUGGAAGUUACAAAUUCAACAAUAUGAGCAUUGAGCAACUUAUUAGAUUGUUUGCUGAUUCUUGUGAAUCAAACAUUGGUGAGAAAAACUUGGAUCUGUUCUAUAGUUUUAUGACUCCUACUCUUGUUUGAUUAUUGUAGUUUCUAUUUUUCCUGUAAAUGAACUUGGAAGUUAGAUCUAUUUUUGUUGUUUAGAGCUUGCUUGGCCAAGCUUAAAUAAAACUAGAAGUUACUUCAAAUAACAUUUUUGUUUUCAAACUUGUUCUUUUAUGUUACUAAUUUACUAAAAUGUAGGAUUUUUACGCGUGGCUUGCUAAAAUAAUUAAUAACCUUGCUGAUGGAUUUGGAAUGAGCUUUUGGUAAGUGACUAACAUUAAAGUUUAGUCUUGUCUUCUGCAGAAUAUUGACUUCAGAUUCUAUUGGUAAUAUUUUCGGCUUCUUGCGUACUGGAGAUAUGAUGAAUUAUCCCAUCCGUGGUUGAGAAUCAACUUUCUUUUUCUGGAAGAUGGGAUCCCAUUCUGCUGAGAUAAUGAAUUCUUGGUCAGUUGUGCCAGUGCAAGUCCUAUGCCGAUACCAAUACUGGCAUUUGCCCUGGAAUUUCCCACUGCAGCCAAGAACCUGGAUUUGGACACUUGCAGACAAAUGUGAGAUCCUCAGGAAGUCUGCUUCUCUAGCAAAAAAUGGAACCAGCUCAAAGUUGAGUACAUCUGCCAUUAAUUUGGAAGUUAUAUACUUGUGUACAUGGUAUCCUGGAAAUACUUGGAUUUUUUAUGGUUUAGAAUGCCAGUGGGCGAAAGAUCUGUCGUGACUGAAGGUUGUUGUUUAGCUUCUGACUCAGGAGAUGAGUAGAAACAAUCAGUUUUGAAGCCAAGGAUCAAUGGUACAUCUCGAUUUGUCUGUUACCUUGUGAUUAUUCUUGCUCGUGGAAAAGCUAUUAGCUGUUAUGUCGACGUUUGCUUUUAUUUGCUGUCUGAAUCUGAAGUCCUUUUUCAGAGUCGGGCGAUGAUUUGUUGGUGGCAUCCAUUGACAUCUAUAGAUGAUGAUUCUCUAACAAAAUCUCGGAAGAUGCCUCAAUUGUUAUCUGGUCAAGACCAGAUGAAGGUUGUCUAUGUUGGACUGUUCAGUUUCAUCUUGCAAUAAUGCUCAAGAUGCAUUAAUACAUUAUUUUGCUUUGCAUUGUAAAAGAGAAUACCAAUAUUUACUGUGCUCAACUUGGAGGAAAACCUAUUAAUUGUGUUUACA
Molecule: messenger RNA, 2852 nt
Organism: Olea europaea var. sylvestris
Lineage: Eukaryota; Viridiplantae; Streptophyta; Magnoliopsida; Lamiales; Oleaceae
Exons: 2
Coding region: 292-1422 (376 amino acids)
Source: RefSeq, a predicted model, not a curated record